Molecule: messenger RNA, 522 nt
Organism: Varanus komodoensis (Komodo dragon)
Lineage: Eukaryota; Metazoa; Chordata; Lepidosauria; Squamata; Varanidae
Gene: CABP5
Product: calcium binding protein 5
Exons: 6
Coding region: 1-522 (173 amino acids)
Molecular function (GO): calcium ion binding
Source: RefSeq, a predicted model, not a curated record
AUGCAGAAUACCCUGGGACCGGCUUGCAUCUUUCUGCGCAAGGGCAUUGCUGAGAAGCAUGGGGAGCGGGAACUGGGUGCAGAUGAGAUUGAAGAGCUCCGAGAGGCCUUUGAGGAGUUUGACAAGGACAAAGAUGGUUAUAUCAGCUGCAAAGACUUGGGCAACCUCAUGAGGACGAUGGGGUACAUGCCAACGGAGAUGGAGCUCAUAGAGCUGUCUCAGCAGAUCAACAUGAAUCUUGGGGGACGUGUGGAUUUCGAGGACUUUGUGGAAAUGAUGACCCCAAAGCUGCUGGCAGAGACUGCAGGCAUGAUUGGACUUCAGGAGAUGAGGGAUGCUUUCAAGGAGUUUGACACAAAUGGAGAUGGAGAGAUCACUUUGGAUGAGUUGUAUCAAGCCAUGCAGCGGCUGAUGGGGGAACGCCUGACCCCCAGAGAGAUUGCCGAUGUGGUGAAGGAAGCAGAUGUCAACGGAGAUGGGACUGUGGAUUUUGAGGAGUUUGUGAGGAUGAUGUCCCGCUGA